This is a messenger RNA of Lytechinus variegatus (green sea urchin), 2207 nucleotides long. It is a transcript of the gene psma7, whose product is annotated as proteasome subunit alpha type-7. Gene Ontology annotation, cellular component: proteasome core complex; proteasome core complex, alpha-subunit complex; nucleus. Bases 81 to 845 code for a protein of 254 amino acids. The record is from RefSeq and is a predicted model, not a curated record. Lineage: Eukaryota; Metazoa; Echinodermata; Echinoidea; Temnopleuroida; Toxopneustidae. Gene Ontology annotation, biological process: ubiquitin-dependent protein catabolic process. The transcript is spliced from 6 exons.
UCCAGAUAUAGUCCAACAUAAUUGCAAGUCAGCGGCGUGUGUGAACCGAAUUUUGCCCAGAAUUUUGCGAAAUCUACAACAUGACUUCUAGAUACGACAGAGCAAUCACAGUAUUUUCUCCAGAUGGCCACUUAUUUCAAGUAGAAUAUGCACAGGAAGCUGUUAAAAAGGGCUCAACUGCGGUUGGUGUGCGUGGAAAGGAUCUGGUGGUCUUGGGUGUAGAGAAGAAAUCAGUUGCCAAGCUGCAGGAAGAGAGGACUGUCAGGAAAAUAUGUGUUCUUGAUGACCAUGUCUGUAUGGCCUUUGCUGGCCUGACAGCAGAUGCCCGCAUCCUCAUCAACAGGGCCAGGAUAGAAUGCCAGAGUCACAAGCUAACUGUAGAAGAUCCUGUUACAGUGGAGUAUAUCACUCGAUUUAUGGCUCAGCUUAAACAGCGUUACACACAAAGCAAUGGUCGAAGGCCCUUUGGACUGUCAACUCUGAUUGUAGGAUUUGACUAUGAUGGUUCCCCCAGACUGUACCAGACUGACCCAGCAGGCACAUACCAUUCAUGGAAGGCUAAUGCCAUCGGACGCAGUGCAAAGACAGUAAGGGAGUUCCUCGAGAAGCAUUACUCUGACGAGGUUGUUGAGAAGGAACGCGAGACGGUCAAGCUAGCAGUCAGAGCCCUGUUAGAAGUCGUCCAAUCGGGAGCCAAGAAUAUAGAACUGGCUGUGAUGAGGAGAGGAGAGCCACUCAAGAUGUACGAGGUAUCAGAAGUCGAGAAGUACGUCACAGAGAUCGAAAAGGAGAAGGAAGAGGAGGCAGAGAAGAAAAAGCAGAAGAAAGGAGCUCCAACCUCAUAAUGAUUAGUUAAAGAUUGUCUUGUAUAUUGUUUUUUGUAUGUUAAAUAGAGAGAUCCUUGUAAGAAAAAAGGCCAAGUGACCAAAAUAUAAGAAACAAUUUAAAGCACAUAAGAGUUGCGAUAGGAUUUUGGAAUCAUAAUAAAUUUCUCCUGACGGACAUUCAAAGAAAUACUAUUCUCAACAUUCACUCUGAAUGUCAUACCCAUGCUGCUUAUCAAUUGAUAUGUGUAUUCUAUUACCCAGGAUGGAAUUAGUUUUAUAAAUCAUUACCACUUUCACAAAAGACCAUAAGAGGGUUGCAGCAGAUAGAAACACAUUUUGAGAUAAAUGAAUUUAAAGUGUUUUACUGGUCUGGGACCAUCGGGCCGGUGCCAUAGUCGCGCGCUGGCUAAAAGUCUGAUUGAAUUUAAAUUUCUAUACCAUGACAGAACAAUAUCUAAGGAAUGGAGAGAGACUAGUGAAGAUGCUGACAUUUUGUGAGGUUGUAGAAUACCUUGAAAAAAGGGGAGACAGAAUGUUAUGUAGUACACUGUAUAUUACACAUUGCCUGGUAUCAGAAACAAAUGAUCUCACUCUGCAUGUCCAGAAAUGCCUGAAGCUGAAAAAUGACUCUCAAUGUGACAGCGAGUUAUCUGGAUCCAUUGGGUACUAUUUUGUCAUUAUUUCCAUAUAUCUUUUCACAAUUUCCACGUGAAUACUGAAGAUAGUAAUUCUUAAAUGAGAAAAAUCCAAUUUUUCAUAAUUCACAUAUUUAUGAUGUGACACUUAUCCCCCAAACACAUUUAAUUUUAUGAUAUUUCAAAAUAAAAAUUUUCCUAUGUAAUAUCAGAAGUACAUGCAGCAUAAUUAUGUAUGUGGCAUGAUUAUAUAUGCAGCUUAAUUAUGCUGGUUUUAAAUGCAUUUGAUAUGAUUAAGUAUAUCUUGGUUUCCAUAACCAGUCCUAUAUGAAGCGGUCAUAAGACUUCAAGCAUUGUCCAAUUUCAUAUGAAAAUAUUGAGGGGUGUCAGAACUGCUUUUUUUCUAAACUGUAGAACCAAAACUAACUAGCAUGAGAAGAGGAAUGUUGAUGUACAUUUGUAAUUAAAUGUAAUGGAAAAUAAUACUUUUUUUUUUAAGAUGAGAAAUGUACCCUCCUAAAAUUGAUAUGGAUUUCUUACAUUCGUGAACCACUCGGUGUGUAAAUCUGAUUUAACACAUUUCUCUGGUUAAUUGUGAAGAUAUGUAAUAUUUGAAAAUUGUGUGAUGUACAGAGGUGCAUGUCAUGUAUUAUACUGUAGCAAGGCUUUUAAUUUCUUUUUCAUGUAUUCUGUAGAAAUGUGGUCAUUUUGCAAAGUAAAGAAUUAAAAUUCUUUUCCUUCACUA